This is a messenger RNA of Cyphellophora attinorum, 1344 nucleotides long. RefSeq lists its product as uncharacterized. The transcript has a single exon. The coding region runs from base 1 to 1344 and encodes 447 amino acids. Gene Ontology annotation, molecular function: oxidoreductase activity. Gene Ontology annotation, cellular component: cytoplasm. The record is from RefSeq and is a predicted model, not a curated record. NCBI's taxonomy places the organism in Eukaryota, Fungi, Ascomycota, Eurotiomycetes, Chaetothyriales, Cyphellophoraceae.
AUGGCGCCACACAGCACAAGUCCGCCACCACCGUCGCUGUCAACGACCAGCGCAAAGCCGCUCAUAGAACCGUCACUGCCGCAAUCGGAACCAUGCCUUUCUUGGUGGCACCAGACAACUCGUGCUUUCCCAUAUCUGAAUGCCAACAACGAUAAACCAGUUCCAUCAUCAACCAAGUACCUCAUUAUCGGCAGCGGCAUCUCGGGCGCCCUCACAGCUUACACUCUUGUCCACGACUACAACGUCCCAGGUGAUGAGAUUGUGAUUCUCGAAGCACGCGAAGCAGUAUCAGGUGCAUCAGGCCGCAAUGCCGGCCAUGUUCGACCAGAUGCAUUCCGAGGCUUCCAAGGCUAUGAAGCCCUGCACGGCGCCGAACAAGCACUAAAGAUCAUUGCCAAUGAAAAGCUCGUGUUUGAGAAGAUCGAUGCUUUCGUGAAGCAACACGAAGUGCCUUGCGACUUUCACCCCACGACAACAUUCGACGUGUGCUUGACAGAAGAAUUCGCCAAGUACGAGAAGGACAGCUUCGACGCGUACGUCCGAGCCGGUGGCGAUGUCUCCCACAUCAAGUACUUCGAAGGCGAAGAGGCUCGCCAGCGCACACGCGUCUCCGGCGCUGUAGCAGCAUAUGAAUGGCCUGCCGGUAGCAGUCACCCUGCCAAGCUCGCCCAGUGGCUCCUAUCCAAGUCCAUCAACCGCGGCGUCCAACUCUACACCCACUGUCCAGCAAUCGAGACCACCUCAGCGACCCCCCAACUCAGCUCCUGGGCAACCCGCACACCCCGCGGCACUAUCACCUCUCCCAAAAUUAUCCACUGCACCAAUGCCUACGCCUCCAUCCUCCUCCCACAACUCUCCUCUUUCCUCACCCCUAACAAAGCUCAAGCGCACGCCCUGAUCCCCGACUCCGCCUUCUCCGGCGCCAACACUCUCUCUUCAACCAUGUCUCUCCGCUACAGCAUCCGCCACUUUUACUCUCUCAUCCAGCGCCAAUCCGACGGGACCAUGAUCCUUGGCGUCUCCCGCUCCAACCCCGAACUCAGCGCCUCCACCAAAUCUGAAAUCGUCUCCUUCAACGACACAGCAUUCAACUCAGAGAUCGUCGAGGACGCAUUGCGGCAAUUCGACAAAAUGCUCCCUCCACCAGCCCCCUCCAGCAAACCCACCACACACCGCCACGGCGAGUCCCUCGCCCACGCCUGGACAGGCAUCAUCGGCAUGACGCCGGACAACACGCCCCUAGUCGGCGCAAUCCCCGAGCUGCCAGGACAGUAUAUCUGCGCAGCUUCAACGGCCAUGGGAUGGCGAGGAUCUGGACUUGUGCGCCGGGGGUGGUCAAGUUGA